This is a messenger RNA of Rhinocladiella mackenziei CBS 650.93, 1755 nucleotides long. RefSeq lists its product as uncharacterized. NCBI's taxonomy places the organism in Eukaryota, Fungi, Ascomycota, Eurotiomycetes, Chaetothyriales, Herpotrichiellaceae. Gene Ontology annotation, biological process: proteolysis. The record is from RefSeq and is a predicted model, not a curated record. The transcript is spliced from 5 exons. Gene Ontology annotation, cellular component: fungal-type vacuole. Gene Ontology annotation, molecular function: serine-type carboxypeptidase activity. Bases 1 to 1755 code for a protein of 584 amino acids.
AUGCAGGUUGGCAAAUUCGUCCCCAUUGUGGGCGCGUUCGUUGCUGCAGUUUCUGCAAUUCCUGGCCCGACAGUUCACAAUAAGAGAGGUGGCCCUAAGCUUCAGGUCUUGCCUCGACAAUUACCAGCAGAGCCGACCGGUGUCCAGACGAUCAUCACGCCGAAUGGAGUGAACAUCACCUAUAAGGAACCCGGUAAAGAAGGGGUGUGCGAGACCACUCCAGGCGUCAACUCGUAUGCAGGCUUCGUCAAUCUUGCGGAGGAUAUUCAUAGUUUCUUCUGGUUCUUUGAGUCUAGACAUGACCCGGCCAAUGAUCCGAUUACCUUGUGGCUCAACGGAGGACCUGGAAGUGACUCGAUGAUUGGCAUGUUCCAAGAGCUCGGCCCGUGCAAUGUCACCGAAGAUCUUGUGACUCAGUUGAAUCCCUAUGCCUGGAAUGAAGCCUCGAACAUGAUCUUCUUGAGUCAGCCCUUGGGCGUGGGAUUUUCGUACGGUUCCAAGGAACCCGGGUCUUUGGACGAAUUUCUUGGAAACUUCGUACCGGCUUCUGAGGCCGAAGUGACCGGAAGAUAUCCGGUGAUCAAUGCGUCUGCGAUUGAUACCACCGACCUCGCCGCAGUCGCUGCUUGGGAAGUUCUUCAAGGAUUCUAUUCUGCUCUCCCACAACUGGACUCAAAGGUCCAAUCGACACAAUUCAACCUGUGGACUGAAUCUUAUGGAGGACACUAUGGCCCGGCCUUCUUCCACUAUUUCUACGAACAGAAUAUGAUGAUCCAGAAUGGCACCACGACCGGCAAAUCGUUCGAUUUUGUCAACCUAGGAAUCAUCAACGGCAUCAUCGACGAAUACAUCCAAGCACCCUAUUACCCCAUCUUCACGCAGAAAAAUACCUAUGGCAUUCAGCUCGUCAACGAGACCGUAUAUGACUACAUGAACUUCGCCUGUUUCAUGGGAUAUGGAUGCUUGGAUCAGAUCCAAUACUGUGCCCUCUCUGAUACCUCAACCCUGAGCGGUCAAGCCGUCUGUACCGAGGCAGCGAACAUGUGCCGCGACAACGUCGAAGGCCCCUACUACGUCUUCGGAGAUCGAGGAGUCUAUGACAUUCGCCACCCCUACGAUGACCCUACUCCUCCAGAUUACUUCGUCGAUUUCCUCAACCUGGCAUCCACCCAGGAAGCUCUUGGCGUGGAUACCAAUUACACGCAAACGGCAAACAGCGAAGUCUACUACGCGUUCCAGCAGACCGGCGAUUUCGUGUAUCUGAAUUUCCUCUCCGACCUCGAGUCGAUCCUCAACUCUUCUGUGCGCGUGACAUUGGUAUACGGCGACGCAGAUUACAUCUGCAAUUGGCUCGGCGGAGAAGCGGUGUCCAAGGCGGCACAAUGGGCAUAUACGGACGAAUUCAACGCCGCAGGAUACACUCCAUUCCUCGUCGAUGGCGUCGAGUACGGUGAGACGCGCGAAUACGGCAACUUCUCCUUCACUCGUAUCUACGAGGCUGGCCACGAAGUGCCGUACUACCAACCCAUUGCGUCGCUAGCUUACUUCGAGCGCGCUAUCAGUGGAUUAGACAUCGCGACCGGCACUUUCAAGGUCGAUGGAACAAAUGGCGGGACGACAGGUGAGGCGGAGGCGACGCAUACUGAGCCAUUUGUGCCGCUGCCAAGUUCCACCUCCUCGGAGGCGGCGACAGGUACUGCGCUGGCGAAGCAUGAUCCUAUUAUACCAAUCAGGGGCCGACGGUGGGAGUCUUGA